Harpia harpyja (harpy eagle) is the source of this 998-nucleotide messenger RNA. It is a transcript of the gene SNAPC2, whose product is annotated as small nuclear RNA activating complex polypeptide 2. NCBI's taxonomy places the organism in Eukaryota, Metazoa, Chordata, Aves, Accipitriformes, Accipitridae. Gene Ontology annotation, cellular component: nuclear body. Gene Ontology annotation, molecular function: RNA polymerase II general transcription initiation factor activity. The transcript is spliced from 5 exons. The record is from RefSeq and is a predicted model, not a curated record. Gene Ontology annotation, biological process: snRNA transcription. The coding region runs from base 52 to 954 and encodes 300 amino acids.
UGCGAGUGACGCUAUCUCCGCGCGCCGGCGGCGGCCCGGGCCGGCGGCGCCAUGAAGCCGCCGCUGCGGCCCCGCCUGGCCCCGGCCCGGUACGUGACGGGCCCGGGAGCGGCGGCGGAACCGGAGCGGCCGCGGGCGGCCUGGUCGGCGCGGGAGAAGCGGGCGCUGCUCGCGGCGCUGCGGGCUCAGGCCGCCCUCGGCCUCCCCGACCUGCAGCCCCGGCCGCUGCGGGAGCGCCUGCCCCGGCGGAGCGAGGCCGAGAUCCUGUCGUUCCUGUGCCGGCUGCGGGGCCGGGCAGCGCGGGAGGCCGUGCGCACCCAGUACCGGCACUGCCUGGAGCAGCAGCGCCAACGACGCGCCCAGGUCCCAGCCCCCAUCGAGGUGUGGCUGGAGCUGGCCGAGACGCUGGCAGAGGGGCUGGAGGAGGCAACGGCAGCCGCCUUCUCUCAGGUCCUCACUGUCGCAGCCACGGAGCCGCUGAGCCUUCUUCACUCCGUCCCCCCGCAUCCUGCUGGCACCACGGCGGCGCCGGAUCAGGGCGGGUCGGCACCGGGGGACCCUGCGGCCCCCCCGGCCCCGCAGCCCCACGCCCCCGGGGCCUUCACCGUCGACUUCCAGAGGGUCUACGAGUACCUGGCACGGCUGUGCCGGGGUGGGAAGGGCCCAGUGCUCCCCCCUGGUGAGUCGGCGGUGGUGCUGGCACUGCUGGGCUCCCUCCCCCAGGAGCUGGGCGUCCUCGACCGUGCUGCCCUCCACAGCCACCUCCGAGGGGCCUACGGUGCCCUGACGGCCCCCCGCCACCCGCAGACGGACUCCCCGGCCCCCGGCAUGGCCCCCGGCGUCCCCCCCGCCCCCGGGACCCCCGCAACCGGCUGGAGGGGGGUCGGCCUCUGCCCCCUCAACCUCUUCCUGGUCCCACUGCGGCUCCUGGCCCGAGCGGAACCCUCGGGGUGAGCCAGGACCCCCCCCCUCACCAAGGAGUGCCCCCCCCCAGCGUG